Molecule: messenger RNA, 3033 nt
Organism: Trematosphaeria pertusa
Lineage: Eukaryota; Fungi; Ascomycota; Dothideomycetes; Pleosporales; Trematosphaeriaceae
Product: carbohydrate esterase family 4 protein
Exons: 2
Coding region: 462-2804 (780 amino acids)
Biological process (GO): carbohydrate metabolic process
Molecular function (GO): hydrolase activity, acting on carbon-nitrogen (but not peptide) bonds
Source: RefSeq, a predicted model, not a curated record
GGAACACAGCACUGCCGCAGACUCGCAGAGGACGUGCGAGGCACGGAAACAGGCCAAUUGGAUGCCGCGUCGUUCUCGCCAUGCGUCCCCGCUGCCAAGAGCAACAUCCCGUCCAGGGGCAGACUGGGCUGGUCGCUGCCCUGCCGCUAGCAGCGCCACAUAGCCUAAACGAGCCCUGCCUUGCAGAAUUGAUCGUCAACGCCUGGCCGCCGUCUUGCCCGAAAUAGCAGCCAUAGGCCCAUCACGCCGAGGAAAUCGUGGGCAUGGGGUCAUGCACGCGCCGCCGCGUCGGGGCGCGAAAUAUAUUAUAGAGCGGACUUCUGCCCUAGGGGGCCCUUCACGAGUCCUUCGUCCUCUGCCCCCUCGCGCCAACUUCCCCGGGUAGAACCCCCAGUUCCUGGAAGUCUUCGUGACUUCUGUACAUUCGCUUUUUCUUGUCUCUCGCUUUGUGCCCCUACACUAUGCGUACAUUUACCUUAAUAGGCCUUGUGGCCGCACUCGCCAGCCGUGCUUCGGCCGCCUGCAGCUCGGCGCUCAAGAUCGACGACUUCUCCAAAUGGUCGAGCAAUACCAACAGCUUGGGCGAGUGGACCAGUGACGAUGGUUCCAUGAGCACCAUCUCGGCCAGCGGCGGCGUUCUGUCGUUCAAACCCAAGUCCGGCUCCUACUUCUACGAAACAUUCUCGUGCCAGGCCGCUUCUUCCAAUGGCUAUAACUCUGUACAGUUCACCAUCAAGGGUCCUGCUGGCGGCUCAGCCACGCUUGAGAUCCAGACGCAGAGCUCGUGCUCGGCUACCAGCUAUACGUCCUACUACACGCAGGUCUCUAGUUUGACCGGAAGCUCGCAGACCAUCACCGUUCCUCUCAGCUCGUUCUCUGGUGCCAAUGCCAAUGCCGUCACUGCUUUCGUCUGGUCCGGCUUUUCCUCCACCACCGCUACCUGGCAGCUUAGUAACAUCCAGUUCGGCUGCGGCGGCACUGCAGCUUCCUCCACCAAGGCCCCGUCGUCCACCAGCAAGCCAGCCACGUCCACCAAAGCGUCCACCUCGGUUUCAAAGGACGCAGUCUCCAGCACGCGCACCACCCUAGUCACCUCCGUUCAGCCCACCGGCACCUGCGCUCCCCUGGUCAUCGACGACUGGAUGUCCCAGUCGCGUCUGACUUUCUUGUACUACAAUGCCAUGCUUGAGCCUUCCUCUGAUGACGCCACUAUGACCUCGCUCGUGGUCGGUUCCCCGAGCAAGAACCGCGUCACCAUUACCCCGAAGAACACGGAUUCGUACUUCUAUUCCCAGCUGGGCUGCACCAACGCGAAGAACAAGUACGGCGGUAUUUCCCUACGUAUUAAGGCCCCCGCUGGAACCACCUUUGCCGUCCAGCUUGAGUCCUCUGCGAACUGCGACACUGGAUCGACUGUUGCUGUCAGUCAGACUACUUCGCAGCUUGGAUGGACAUUCGAUGGCACCGAGAAGCUCUACACGAUUCCUUUCUCCAAGUAUGGAAACGUGGACACCAGCAAGCUCGUCACCUUGUUCUUUGGCCAGUUUACCAAGGCUGUGUCCUUCGGCCCUAUGGCAUUCUACUGCGGCAGCACUGGCUCGGAGUACAUUGUGACCACCACAACCCCUCCGGCCGGCCCAUCUUCCACCGUCGCCGCGCCCACCGGCACUGCUGCCGCCCUCGUCGUUGACAAGUUCGCCAACUCCGGCAGCAACGCCCUCGGCUUCUGGCACGGUGGCGACGACGGCAUGGGGCUCACCUACAGCGGCAGCAAGCUCACCAUCAAGUCCACCGACGCCGACUACUCCUUCUACACCCAAGUCUCUGGCUCCUGCACCGACAUGUCCAAGUACAAGGGCUCGUACCUGCACAUCGCCUACUCGGGCACCACAUCUUUCACCGUGGCGCUCCAGCAGCACAACAGCAAGUGCGACGAGACCAUCGCCCCGUACCCGGAGACCUGGGACUCAGUCGAAGCCAGCCGUUACGCCAAGAACGGCCACAUCUACAUCCCCAUGGCGCACUUCAACAUCGAGCUCACGCGCACCAUUGGCAUCGCAAUCAAGGGUUUCUACUCGACCGAUCCCGUCACCCUCUCCGUCAUCGAGAUCGUGCCCUCGGUCCCCGCGGGCACCAUCAUUCCCAACGACCUUGAAUCUGGGGACCUUGUCUUCGCCUGCAAGCGCCCCAACAGCUUCGCCUUCGCCAUCGACGACGGCUCGCCCGAGUACGCCCAGGAAGUCAUGAACGUCAUCAAGAGCGAAGGCAUCAAAGUAACAUUCUUCACCGUUGGCGCGCCCCUGCUCGAUACCUCCACGAACCUCACCAACGUCUACCGCGAGAUGCAGUCCCAGGGCCACCAGAUCGCCCUGCACUCGUACACGCACCCCAAGAUGGAGGGCCUGCCCGACUACGCCGCCAUCGAUUGGGAGUACAACGAGGACAUCAAGACAGUCGAGAAGCAGCUCGGCGGCCUACACACGAACUACUUCCGCCCGCCGUUCGGCACCGAGGGCGCGCGCAUGCGUGAGCGUCUUGCCAUCUCGUUGGGCGCCAAGCCCACGGUUACCAUGUGGAGCGUUGAUGUCGAGGACUGGCUGUGGGCGGAGACGGACACCCCCGAGGAGCAGCUCAAGGCGUUCCAGCGCGACGUGGAUAAGGGUGGCUCUCUGGUCGUGAUGCAUUAUUUGUACCCCAGCACGGUGAGCUAUCUGAGGCAGUUUAUUCAGAUUGCGAAGGCGACGGGGAAGCAGUUGAUGCGCGUGGAUCAGUGCAUGAUGGAUCCUAAUGCGCCGCCGCUAUGAGCGUGGCGUGCGUUGAAGGGAAUGGAUGUAAGCGGAGUGGGGGGAUAGAAGCGGAAAAGCUGGCUUGCAUUUGGGUUGGGUGACGACGUCAAGUCCAAGGCAAAAGUGAUGCACGUACGUAUGUUAAUCGUAAUGUCUCCUAAUCCUCACGUAACCAAAUAAAAAGAAGAAGAAAAACCUCCAAUAAUACAUGGAGAUGAAUCGUACCUUUUACCCUGAUGCGCGCCCC